AUGGUCGAGAGAGAUAUUGACACCAUCAAUGCCAAGCUGGCCGAGCUGAAAAGCACGGAGCAAGGCCUCAAAGCCCAGCUCCGCCAGCUGCAGGGGGCAGCCGCAGAGGAGAGGGUUUGGGAGCAGCUGACAGCGCUGCAUUGGGAGAGAGUGGCGCUGGUGAAGCAGAAAACGGCGCUGCGGGAGAAGGCAACUGCUCUGCUGCAGCAGGAG
Monoraphidium neglectum is the source of this 213-nucleotide messenger RNA. RefSeq lists its product as hypothetical. Lineage: Eukaryota; Viridiplantae; Chlorophyta; Chlorophyceae; Sphaeropleales; Selenastraceae. The record is from RefSeq and is a predicted model, not a curated record. The annotation marks the transcript as partial. The transcript has a single exon.